AUGGAUUUGGGGACGGAGAAUCGCCUUGCGGCGUUGCUCCUCGAGGAGGCCCGGAGGCUGCGGAUGCAGGCGGAGAAGGAAGGGGUGCACGCCUAUCUGCAGAAACCUAACGUGAGGCACCGCCCCAACUCGCGGUUCCUUGCCGCCACCGUUCUUGGCGUUCAGCAAGCAAAUCGAGUUGUGGAGGUUAAUGAGAUGUGGCGUGCCAGGGAGAAGGAAAUGGAGCUCGAAUCAAAGAUGAAAGCCAGAACCAGUGGUCGAAUUGACUCGAGAUCCCUGAAACGGAAGAACGACUCAAGAGACCAGAGCCCUGUCUCUAAGAUCCAGCGAGACAGACCAUAUGGUGCUGGUGCAUCAUCUUCGUCGAGGGAUUCACAUAGCAGUUCUUAUUCGGGCCGGGAGGAUGGGCUAGGCGAUGAUGAAAUCGAAGAGUUUCUUCGAUCAAGGGUGAAGCGCGGACGAGGAGCCAUUGGUUCUAGAAUGGAUGAGCCCGGUCCAUACCUCAAGCCUCCAUGCGGUAGGCAAGACAAUUCAGCAAGUCCGGACGCAGGAGUGAAAGAAGACCGGAAGCGCCGAGUUUAUGGUCCAGAGAAGCCACUAUUUUUGAGAUCUAAAUCCUCAGACGAGGAGCCAUCCACCUCGAAGCACAAGCACAUAAAACAAGAAAAGAACAAUAGCAGCAACCGAGAGAGAAAGAAGGACAACAAGAGGUCCAAACAUCACCACCGUGAACAUAAAAGCCGAAGUAGGGAGUGA
Molecule: messenger RNA, 756 nt
Organism: Triticum turgidum subsp. durum (durum wheat)
Lineage: Eukaryota; Viridiplantae; Streptophyta; Magnoliopsida; Poales; Poaceae
Source: the annotation of a GenBank genome assembly